AUGGAGGAAAAUGAUUCUACAAACCUAGAUCUGGAGUUUAAGAGGUAUUUGCAACUGUUACGGCCUUAUUUAGGACAGUUGGUCGACCAAAACGUGAUUAAAAUCUGCGACAAUUGGAUACAAAGGCUUUCAGAUUGUAAGGAAAAUGAAAAACCUUUGCGGAAUAAGUACGUUUUUGUCCUUUGUUACCAACUUGCUAGGGGGGUACUAGAUUUGCCAUUCUUGAACCAACCUCCAAAGGAUUUGCUACCUCUAUCUGACGAUCUCAUCAGCGAAGAAUCCUCGACUGAAGUAGAGUAUAUGGUCAUCAAUUCGGACGAACCACGAACCAAAGUCAUAUUCGACAGCAAAAAAUUAAACAUCUCGGAAACAGAUUGCUAUUCACAAGACUUGGAUAAAGUUACGGAAAGCUUGACAAGUAGCGAAUUACCUAUAACAAUUAUAAAAGACCAGUUUCCAACUCAUAAACAAAAUGUUUUUUGUUAUACCUGUCCAGAGAUAUUACAGACUUAUACAGAAACUGAGGAAGGCUAUGAAUAUAGGGCUAAUAAUCUUGUGAAAAAAUUGAGAGAGAUUAAGAUGCAAAACUUGCUGCUUCAAAAGGAGCUAGUAGCUUUGAAAGAAGAUGCUAAAAACCAAAAACAGGAAGAUUACAUUUAUGAGUGUAUAACAAAGGUUGAUAAUGCUACAAGCGCGUUCAUUCGAAAUAAUGAAAGCAACAUCACUCUAAACUCUUUAAAAUGCCAACUUCAAGAGAUGCAAGAUAAUCGCAAUUCUUUGAUACAGAGAUUAAAUAACUUACAGGAUCAGUUAGAUCACGCAAAUGAGAUAAAGAAAAAUGAAAUAGAUGAAACCGAAGCAAAGUAUAAACUAGAGUUAAUCAAGGUCCGAACAGCAGCGAGAGAGGAAACUAAAGAAUUUUACGAGAAGAAAAUAGAAGAGUUACGCGAAACCUAUGAGGAUACUAUAAACAAAAUACAGGACACCGCUACGAUGAAAGUUAAAGAUAUAAAUAAAUGUAAAGAUGAUUUGAUCGAAGAGAAGGACAAGCUCUUAGAAGCUAAAGACGCAGAAAUAACGCGUUUAAAGUCUCAGGUAGAAGAGCAGAAGAAUAAUUUUCAUUCAAUGCUCAACAAAUUCAUGGAAAGAUCUGGCGACGAUAUGUCAGGUGAUACAAUAAGGUUUAAAGCUCAGCAAUUAGAAAAACGGCUUAACAAAGUGGAGAAAUCUAAAGCAAAAUGUACCAAAAUCUAUGAAGCUAAGCUAGCGCAGCUACAGAGAGAGAAACAUUUAGCUGAAUGUUCAUUGCAGCUGCAGUUAGUAAGACAGAGGGCUCAGGUUGUGAAUGAAUUGACUGAUGAAAACCAAGCUGAAUUGAACACCUCUCUGGACAAACUCGAGACCAAGUAUAAAGAGAUAGUUGCUAACGUUCAAGCAACGGCGAUACAGAGGAGGAUGCAGGAUCAGCUCGCACUGGAGUCCAUAUUCCAAGCAGCGAGCGGCAUCCACGAUCAGGUUCCUGCACAAUUUAACCCCAUCCCAAAAGCAUCACGCAACCAAAACCAAAGUUACAACAGUGAACUUUCAACUCUAAUGCGCGGUAAUAAAGUUGGAAAUGUACUUGUUGGGGGUAACAAUAACAAGUCUUUUGGUGAGGAAAGUAUGGUGGGUGGAUUUUGUCUCAAUGGUGAAAGAAUGGGGGAACUAUUCGAAAGGGUUUACAUUCCUCAGAGGGACAACGGGGAGGCUAAGUGA
Molecule: messenger RNA, 1755 nt
Organism: Helicoverpa zea (corn earworm)
Lineage: Eukaryota; Metazoa; Arthropoda; Insecta; Lepidoptera; Noctuidae
Product: cingulin-like
Exons: 1
Coding region: 1-1755 (584 amino acids)
Source: RefSeq, a predicted model, not a curated record